Messenger RNA from Sebastes umbrosus (honeycomb rockfish), 2426 nucleotides. It is a transcript of the gene txnipa, whose product is annotated as thioredoxin interacting protein a. The coding region runs from base 143 to 1297 and encodes 384 amino acids. Lineage: Eukaryota; Metazoa; Chordata; Actinopteri; Perciformes; Sebastidae. Gene Ontology annotation, biological process: protein transport. Gene Ontology annotation, cellular component: cytoplasm. Gene Ontology annotation, molecular function: ubiquitin protein ligase binding. The transcript is spliced from 6 exons. The record is from RefSeq and is a predicted model, not a curated record.
CAGCAGAGACGAGAGAGGAAGUACCAGAGAACCACGCUCCUCUAACAGACAAUACCCGACUAUAGCGCUCCUCCUGCGGCUCAGCCUGAGCAGAUAUCAGAUAUUAUAUAUUAUAUUACAGAUAGAUAUUACUGACUCAGUCAUGGUGGCCAUGGCGAAGCGGCUGAAGCUCUUCCAGGUGCUGUUCUCCGACCCCAGUAAGACGUUCUACUGCGGAGGAGACAAGCUGUCCGGUCGGAUCCAGGUGGAGGUGAACGAGGUGACACGCGUGUCCGCGGUGCGCGUGCUUGGUCUGGGCUGUGCGAAGGUGGAGUACGCUAAAGGCAAGCAGAGAUGCAGACAGGAGGCCGAGUACAUGCGAUACGAAGAGGUUCUGCUGCUGGACGACCAGCCCACAGACUCUGAUGGAUCGGUCGUCUUGAGGCCUGGCAACAAAUACGAGUACACGUUUGGAUUUGAGCUCCCUCAGCAAGGGCAGCUGGUGUCAUCGUACAAGGGGAAGUUUGGCUACGUCCAUUACUACGUGAAGGCCCUGUUGGAGAGGCCACACCAGCCCACCCUCGAGUGUAAGAAACACUUUGAGGUGGAGGAGCCGCUGGACGUCAACACCCCAGACCUGCUGUCUCCCACAGGUGGCAUGAAGGAGAAGAAAGUCACCUGCAUGUUCAUCCCGGACGGUCAGGUGUCACUGAAUGCAAAGAUUGACCGCCGUGGCUUCUGUGAAGGCGAAGACAUCUGCAUCAACGCAAAGUUUGAGAACACCUGCUCCCGCAUCGUGGUGCCCAAGGCCGCCAUCAUCGCCAAGCACACCUACCAGGCCAACGGCCGCACCAAGGUCUUCAGCCAGAAGCUGUCUUCGGUGCGCGGCAACCACAUCAUCUCCGGCAUGUGCGACGCCUGGCAGGGAAAGACCAUCAGGGUGCCAAAGAUCAAACCCUCCAUGCUGGGUUGCAACAUAAUCCGUGUGGAGUACGCGCUCAUGAUUUACAUCCACAUCCCUGGAAGUGAGAAGCUGAUCCUGGAGCUGCCUCUGGUCAUCGGUACCGCCGGUCUGGGCAGCCGCAGCAACAGCGUCAGCAGCAAUGACGGUUCGAUCAGCAGCAGCACCUCUCAGAGCUGGGUGUCCCUCAGGAUGCCCUCUGAUCCUCCCAGCUACUGUGACAUCACCCGCGACUGCCGCCUGGACACGCCCCUCACGCCGCUCCUUGACGACUUCGACGGUGACGAGAGCCCCAUCUUCAUGAACUCUCCAACCUUCCAGUUCCCGCCACCUCCAGCGUACACCGAGCCUCUCUGAUUCUUUCCCCAGACUGAGGAGGAGUACAACGGCAACGCUCGCAUGCUGCCGGUCUGCUGAAAUCCAGCUGUUAGAACUGUGGUCCAGCUCUCAGGGACCGUUCAUCUUAAGCACUUGAAAAGGAGCAGAAGGUCCAAACCUCCACAGGAGAUGGUGUCGGACAGAAAAGUAAAGCCAUGAUUGUGGAAACGGACAGAACGAGGCUCGCUGGCUCCGCCCGCUGUCUUCACCGCGCUUCAUCACCUAUGCCAACCUUGAGUCUUCCUACUGGCGCUCCUCGGGUCAAGAACCGGUUUGGUGCGCUACAUUUCUGAAUAAGCUGUCCCUUCCAGUGACUCAAACUUUCAGGGUCUCACUUCACUUAACAGACACUUUAUGACUUUGUCUUUGGGGCCAAGCAUGGUCUGAGUCGGCCCCCGGCCUGCUGUGCUAUUUGGGGAUUGGUCUUUUCCUCACGAUGCUUUGUCAUUCCUGUAUCUUUUAAGGGAUUUCACGAGAGGAACCAUCCUUUUUGUUAAGUCCAGUCAGUUUGUGUUGCUGUAAAGAAUUUGUCAGGAAUCUUUUUGCCUUUGAGAAUUACAGCAUGUAGAAUAAUCUUCCUCGGAUGCUAAAAGAGGAACCAGCGUUUGGAGAAAUGUGGUUUGUUCCUGUAUUUUAUUGCACUUUUGUCAUUGAUGCAUUUUGCUCUACCACUGCCUACACGACUUCCUGUUUAUGUUUUAUUUGAACAAUGUUUGUGAUGUGGAGAGUGGAUUGUUUUUGUUUGUUGAUAAAACACUCUAAACUUGUUGGAACCUCACCUUUGAUUUCCAAAUCCCAGCUUGGUGAUUGGCUCUAAAGUGCCAAACAUGAACCAUACAACAUUCACGCUCCGGUAUCGUGGUGGGACACACCGUACGUGAGGAUAAUCAUCGGAUGUGAUCUGCAGUUGUCAUAGACAACGUUUCACCGUGUUAUCUCCACCGUGGUGGUUUCACAACUCCUCUUCUUUCAGGGCGCGAAGGAAAUCACUGCUAAAGACUGAUAAAGUGAGAAAGUAUGUUUUCAAUGCAUCCUCGAUACUUAUAACAAAGUAUUUUUGUAUGAAACCCUAUGGGUUAGUUUUGUAUUAAAGAAAUGUUGAAAAGUA